UUUUUUUCAUUGUCACGGAGCCUUGCCGAGCCUUGCCCGAUGACGCGAUAAUUCUUCCACAGCAAUAGUUUGCGAGUUUGCUUGUAAGCUAUUUCCCCAUGCCCAUGCACCUUACGCCCCUCAAUAAUUGUAUUCUCAAAUUGACUUUUUGGGUAUUGACUCAUCCAUAUAGAAACAUAAAUUGUUCGAUUGUCCCCUUCAGAACUGGAAAUAUUCUUCUUUUUACUUUCCAUCUUCAUAUUCAUAUUGCUAUUCGUAUUCAUAUUCAUCUCUUUCAAUCAAUUACAACGAAAUGGCAUCACCACAAGAUAUCGUUGGAGCCAGUGGCCUCUCAAGAAUGGUCUCUAAUAGCCUGAGCGUGUCUCCUACAGCAACCUUUCAUUCUCCUCCAUCAAGCUUUGGGCCCGGCUCGGUUCCGAGAGCGACAGCAAGAACCGAUGCAAAGCAAUUGAAGCCAUUCGAUACCCAAGAUAUCAAGAUAUUACUCUUGGAAAAUGUCAAUCAAAGUGGGAAAGAUAUCCUUUCUGAACAAGGAUAUCAAGUCGAGUCCUUGAAGAGUUCUUUACCAGAGGCCGAAUUGAUUGAAAAGAUUCGGUAAGAUGAAUGAUGCAAGAUGAAAGUAUACUUUGUUAACGGCUAUUAUGCAGAGAUGUCCAUGUCAUUGGAAUUAGAUCAAAAACUAAGCUCAGCGAGAAAGUCCUUCGUGAAGCCAAGAACUUGAUUGUGGUGGGAUGUUUCUGUAUUGGCACAAAUCAGGUCGACCUCGAAUAUGCUGCCGCACAUGGUAUUGCAGUAUUCAACUCCCCUUUUGCCAACUCCCGAAGUGUAGCAGAAUUGGUCAUUGCAGAGAUCAUAGUUCUUGCUCGUCAACUCGGUGACAGAUCGAAUGAAUUACACAAUGGAACCUGGAAUAAAGUUAGCAACAAAUGCUGGGAAAUUCGUGGAAAAACUCUCGGUUUGUGACCUUACACAUUGUUUUUCCUUCACUGGGUCUGAUUUUCAAACUUUUAGGUAUAAUUGGUUACGGUCACAUUGGUUCACAACUAUCUGUUCUUGCCGAAGCCAUGGGCAUGUCGGUAAUCUACUACGAUGUCGUCAAUCUCAUGGCAUUGGGUACCGCUAAACAGGUUCCUACUUUGAACGAAUUACUCAAUACUGCGGACUUUAUUACAUGCCAUGUUCCAGAACUUCCGGAAACUAAGAAUCUUAUUGGCAGAGCACAAUUCGGUCAAAUGAAGGAUGGCAGCUAUCUUAUCAACGCAUCACGCGGUAGCGUGAUUGAUAUUCCAGCUCUUAUCGAAGCCUCAAGGAGUGGAAAGAUCGCCGGUGCAGCUUUGGAUGUAUAUCCAAGUGAACCAGGCGGAAAUGGUCCUUACUUCACAAAUAGCUUAAACUCUUGGGCGGAGGAUCUUCGUAGUCUCAACAACAUCAUUCUCAGCCCCCAUAUUGGUGGCAGUACCGAGGAAGCUCAGCGUGCUAUUGGUGUUGAAGGUAUGUGCUUUCUCAGUAAGCGAAUCGUCCUUGACUAACAUGAUCUCUCAGUUGGCGAGGCCCUUGUCAGAUAUGUGAACUCUGGUGUCACUCUUGGAGCUGUGAACUUACCAGAGGUCAAUCUUCGUUCUCUUACAUUGGACGAGUCCAACCAUGCAAGAGUAAGUUCAUUAUCUACAGCUCUAAAAUAAACGUACUGAUUUUUUAGGUCAUCUACAUCCAUCACAACAUUCCUGGUGUAUUGAGAAAAGUUAACGAAAUUCUCGGCGACCACAAUGUAGACAAACAGAUCACUGAUAACAAGGGCGAUGUAUGGAAAUUGGUGUAUACCCACUGUUCUCGACAAUUUGCUAAUUGUAUCUAGGUUGCAUACCUCAUGGCUGACAUUAGCAAUGUACAAACUAGCGAUCUGAAGGAGAUUGCUGAUAGCUUAGAAGCUUUGAGCUGUAAGUUCUCUUAUACGCUUGACUUAAUCAUACAAUACUAACACAUUUAGCACGUAUCCUCACCCGUGUACUUUAUUAAAUAAUGAAAAAAUAGAUAUGGAUGUAAAAAUUUUGCAUAGGGAGUUUCGAAUUAAAAGGGCAUUCAACAGGAGUGGUGGCGCUUGGCUUGGGGUUGCAUCUAGACAAUCCCUUCAACAAAGGCAGGGCAGGAGUUGACGAAAAAUUGUGUACCUUAAAAAUUGGAAAAGUAGAUAGGAAGGCUUUGCAUUUUAGGGAUAGGAUACAAUCCAAUACAUGUUUCAUUUGGAAAAGAAAGAUUU
This is a messenger RNA of Sclerotinia trifoliorum, 2257 nucleotides long. The record is from the annotation of a GenBank genome assembly. Lineage: Eukaryota; Fungi; Ascomycota; Leotiomycetes; Helotiales; Sclerotiniaceae.